This is a messenger RNA of Daucus carota subsp. sativus, 1486 nucleotides long. Its product is annotated as ankyrin repeat domain-containing protein EMB506, chloroplastic-like. Gene Ontology annotation, biological process: protein targeting to chloroplast. Gene Ontology annotation, cellular component: chloroplast outer membrane. The record is from RefSeq and is a predicted model, not a curated record. Gene Ontology annotation, molecular function: protein binding; chloroplast targeting sequence receptor activity. Lineage: Eukaryota; Viridiplantae; Streptophyta; Magnoliopsida; Apiales; Apiaceae. Bases 178 to 1158 code for a protein of 326 amino acids. The transcript has 8 exons.
UAAUAACAACAAAAUAUUUUUAGAAUAUAGCACGCCCAUGUGGUCUAUCUUUCCAGAUUACGGCUACUCCAGUACACGGCCAUAUGUAUACAGACUAAAGUGGCGGGUAAAAUAUGUGAAGCUGAUUCAAAACUCCAAUUCAAUUCAGAUUGUUCAAAUUUUUGGUUGGCAAAGAAGAUGGCUGCAGCGUUAAUUGCGACGAGUUUAUUUACAUCCCAAAUGUUUCCAGCCCCGGCUGUUAAUGUUAAAGGUGAUCAUGCAUCUAGUUGCUGUGCAGGGAAUUUCUUCAGUAUAUGGAGAUGUGGAAGAUUACGGUUAGGAGGAACAAAGAAGGAUUUUCCUUUUGCGGCAGAACACUCGAGGGUUUUGGUUUGUGCUAAAUCUUCAGCAAACCUCAAUGAACUAUGGGAGGAUCCUAAAGAAAUUAGUGAUAGUGAAGAUGAAGAUGAAGACAAGGAAGCUGAAGCAGGAGAAAAUGAUUUAGAUUUUGAGAGUGACUGGGAAGCAGAUAAGGGUGCUGUUCAAAUUUCUAAUAGAAUUGCUGAAUUGUCAGCAAGCAACUAUGAGGAUGAACUCAUCAAAGAGGUUGAACAGCUUCUGGAACCGGAAGAAUUAGCAAUUUUGCAGCAUAAUAUGACUCCUGACAUGAAGAAGAUUUCAAGUUCAAAGUGGAACUCUCUGCAUACACUUGCUCUAGCAGGGCAAAUACCUUACAUGGACCGGCUUCUAGAAGAGGGGCUUAAUAUUGACCUCGUAGAUAAGGAUGGUUUGACAGCUCUUCAUCAAGCAAUAAUAGGUAAAAAGGAAGCAGUGAUAAGUCAUCUCUUGAGAAAGGGUGCAAAUCUUCAUGCUAAAGAUUUGGAUGGUGCCACCCCACUUCAUUAUGCAGUUCAAGUAGGUGCUGUGCAAACUGUGAAGUUGCUGAUCAAACACGGGGUUGAUGUGAACGUAACUGAUAAUGAAGGAUGGACACCAUUGCAUGUUGCUAUACAAAGUAGAAAUAGAGACAUAGCCAAACUUUUACUGGUCAAUGGAGCAGACAAGAACAUUACAAAUAAAGAUGGUAAAACACCGCUUGAUCUUAGUUUAUGUUAUGGAAAAGAUUUUAAAUCUUAUGACCUUGCGAAGCUAGUGAAGUUGGUACCAUACAACAGGUAAUGUUGACAAUAUCUUACCAAUCCACUCUGGAAUGACGGCUUUUACUUCCUGUUAUCAACUCAUGCGGGGCGAUCAUUUGAUUAAGUUGAUCACAGACCUUGGACCUUAACUGAGGUGAUCAAGCUGCACCUACAGAAUUAAAGAUUCUGUUAUGAGAUAAUAUGAUAGGUUUGUAAAUUUUUUAACAUGCAAACAAUUGUCUGGUGGGAACUCAAAUGUAAUAGUAUAGUGAUAAUGUGAUUAGUGAAUGCAAUAUGAAACAAUUGUCUGUCAGUUUUCAUUCUUUGUAUGCACUGUUUUAGUUAAAAUAUAGUGUUAUAUUUAUAUC